This is a messenger RNA of Neopelma chrysocephalum (saffron-crested tyrant-manakin), 1727 nucleotides long. It is a transcript of the gene IMP3, whose product is annotated as IMP3, U3 small nucleolar ribonucleoprotein. Gene Ontology annotation, cellular component: Mpp10 complex; small ribosomal subunit; small-subunit processome. Bases 133 to 690 code for a protein of 185 amino acids. The record is from RefSeq and is a predicted model, not a curated record. NCBI's taxonomy places the organism in Eukaryota, Metazoa, Chordata, Aves, Passeriformes, Pipridae. Gene Ontology annotation, biological process: rRNA processing. Gene Ontology annotation, molecular function: structural constituent of ribosome; snoRNA binding; rRNA binding. The transcript has a single exon.
GGCGGGACUCACUCCCCGGCCGAUGUCAGCGGCUCCUCCCCGGAAGAACCGCGGCGUAGGCGGCCGCUCCUCCCCGGAAAGGCCCCUCUCAGCCGGCGGCGCGGCGGAGCCUGAAUCCCGUGUCCCGUCAAGAUGGUGCGGAAACUGAAGUACCACGAGCAGAAGCUGCUGCGGCGGCUGGACCUGGUGAACUGGGAGGCGUCGGGGGGUAACCUGGCGGAGGUGCGGGCGCUGCGGCGGUACCGGCUGGGCCGGCGGGAGGACUACGUGCAGUACAAGGCGCUGGCCCGCUCCGUGCGCGCCCUGGCCCGGCGGCUCCGCGACCUGGGCCCGGACAGCGCCGCGUUCCGCGCCCGCUGCGCCGCCGCGCUGCUGGAGAAGCUGCACGGGCUGGGGCUGGUGAACAGCCGGCAGUCGCUGGCCGUCUGCGAGAGCCUCUCGGCCGCCGCAUUCUGCCGCCGGCGCCUGCCCUGCCUGCUGGUGAAGCUGCGGAUGGCGCAGAACCUGCGCCACGCUGUCACCUUCGUGGAGCAGGGGCACGUCCGCGUGGGGCCCGAGGUGGUCACAGACCCCGCGCUGCUCGUCCCCCGCGCCGUCGAGGAUUUCAUCACCUGGGUGGACGCCUCGCGCCUGCGGCAGAAGGUGCUCGACUACAACCAGGAGCGCGACGACUUCGACCUGGCUGCGUAGGGCUGCUCCGCGGGACACACACACUAGUGGUGCCACCACUGGAUAUUCACCCACCCCUUCCAGACACACCUGGAAAGGGAGCCAGAAGGAAACUGCGCUUCCAGUGUGGUAUUGCCCUCCUCCUGGCUCCCCUUGGCAGCUAAUGGCUCCAUUCAUCCAUGCGGAAAAAAUUCCCUUCCCCAUCCACCACUUCAAGAAUGCAUCCAGUGACCCAGCUCCAUUGUCAUCCAAGUGUCCCAGCUCCAUCAUCAUCCCUGGCAUGCCCAGCUCUGUGGUCAUCACAGCAACCCAGCUCCAUCAUCCCAGUGUGCCCAUCUCCAUCCUUCUUACAGCCCAGCUCCAUCGUCCUUACAUCCCAUAAAGCAAAAGUGCUUGGAAAAGUCUCUGCCCGAUUGCAGGAGAGGAUGUGGUUACGUUUAAGUGCUCGGCAGCUAAUACUAGCUGCUGGAAGGGGUUUUAAGCCUGGCCAAGUGGCUGAUUUAAGACUGUGUUUGGCAGCUCAGCUGCUGUUUUUUGAGAGGUUGCCCUGCCAGUUCCUCCUUCAGCUGUUGGAUACACAGGAGCCAGAGUUGCUGCUUCUGGAAGGGUUUCCCCUUGAUACCAAGCAACAUGUAUAUAGGGAAAAUGUGGGGAUUGUUGGGGGUCAGCAGUAAACAAGGAGACCAAAUACUGCAUUUCUGGAACUGUUAAAGCUUUAGCCAAAAAUGGAAUAAAAAAAAAAAGCCAACUUUAUUUUCAUGUGAAGAUGUAAAGGGAAGUUUGAUGUGCUGAGUUCAGUGUCUUUGCUGUGUGGGUCUCCAGCUGACAAUUAGGCAUCAUUUACAGAGCAGGAUCUAACUGGGGAGGCGUUGGAGCAAAAGCUGACCUAACCAUAAAUGCAAAUCUGGGGGGAACUGUUGCAUUUAGCACAUUAGCCAGACAAAAACUAGUACUCAAGGGGAACCUUAGGCUUUCUGAGACUGUUGGGAACUUUUGUUUCCUUUUCAUUAAAAAAACAGAAAAACAAAAAUAAAGCUGUUUUUUUGUAAGUUGGUGGA